CUGACGUUUUUUUUUUUCAUCGCAGUGAAGGAAAUUAAAGGAUAUCCUAGCACGAAAAUUUUUAUUGACGUCAGACUAAUUGUAAAAUCUCCAGCACCAAUUACACCAGAAAUAUACGCAUUCGUAAUUUUUCAAAUGAAAUGACGUGUAUUAAAGAUAACAGGUGUAAUUAAAAAAAAUUAAAGCGGUUUUACAAAUUUUAAUCAAAACAAUGGGUUGCCCGUCGUUUUCUGACUUGGGAAAAUGUGCGAAGGACGUUUUCAAAAAUGGAUUUAAUUAUGGUGGGGCAAAUUGUAGCAUUACUGCUAAAGCCCGCAAAGAUUUUGAAUUGGGCGGAAAUUUGAAUUAUAAUUUUGACCAUAGCAAGAUGACUGGUUUAGCAAGUUCACGGUUUAAUCUCGCGCAUCUUGGAAAAAUGAUUGCAAAGUAUUCAAACGACGGUUCUAUGAGUUUGCAAUAUUUUUUUGAUGAAAGUCUAGUCAAAGAUGUCGACCUAAAUACUGUUUUCUCGUUUAAUUCGGAAACGACGAUAAAAAGUUUAGAACUUAACGCCCGCUAUGGCAAAGAUGAACUGAACACAUUUUGUUCAUUAUCUAACAGCUUCGAAUCGAGCUUCAGUGGAGUUGCUGAUUUCGUUUAUAAAUACAAGGAUGUAUUUUUUGGAUACCAAACUGGAUAUGAUUCGAGUAGAAAUCUGUUUACACACAAUAAUCUCGGCGUAUCUUUCAAUGUGAAGGACAUAGGAUAUCAUUUUAGGUGUACAUCGAUACCUAAUGAAUAUGGACUCUCAGUUCAUCGAAAAAUUAACAAUCACUUGGAUGUGGCGAUAAAUGGGAUUUUUGCAAAAAGAGGUAGCUCCCAAAUGUGGACUUUGGGCAUUGGAGCAAAAUAUCUUUUAAGUGAGGGUUCAACAUUUCGAUUCAAGAUUGACAAGGAUAUGCAAAUAGGCUUUAGCCUACAACAGAGGCUUCAUGAUUCUUUGAAUUUGACUCUGUCAUUCAAUAUUGACUGUCCAAACGUACAAAGUGGCGGCCACAAGGCUGGGUUGAGUCUUGAACUGGAAGCUUGAAUUCAAUUUCCGCAACUGGAAUUACGGUUUGCUUCUACACGAUACCUUGUCAUAAGCUACAUAUUUUUUGAAGAAUAUACACUUUACAAACCACUAA
Molecule: messenger RNA, 1166 nt
Organism: Belonocnema kinseyi
Lineage: Eukaryota; Metazoa; Arthropoda; Insecta; Hymenoptera; Cynipidae
Product: voltage-dependent anion-selective channel protein 2-like
Exons: 4
Coding region: 212-1069 (285 amino acids)
Biological process (GO): monoatomic anion transmembrane transport
Cellular component (GO): mitochondrial outer membrane
Molecular function (GO): voltage-gated monoatomic anion channel activity
Source: RefSeq, a predicted model, not a curated record